This is a messenger RNA of Daucus carota subsp. sativus, 1191 nucleotides long. Its product is annotated as F-box/kelch-repeat protein At3g23880-like. The transcript has a single exon. NCBI's taxonomy places the organism in Eukaryota, Viridiplantae, Streptophyta, Magnoliopsida, Apiales, Apiaceae. Bases 1 to 1191 code for a protein of 396 amino acids. Gene Ontology annotation, molecular function: protein binding. The record is from RefSeq and is a predicted model, not a curated record.
AUGGAUUCUCCAGCAGUCAAGGAAAUUUUAUCUAGACUUAUGAACUUCAACUCUCCUCAAAAAAGACCAGUCCCCCCCUUGCCUCCUGGAAUUUUACCAGAAAUCUUCAAAAGGCUGCCAGUGAGAUAUGUUCUCCGGUGCAGGUGCGUUCAGAAAUCGUGGUAUCGGGUAAUACACAGUUCUAGUUUUAUUACUCUGCACUUGAAUUAUCAGAUUAAUUCUCAGAGGAAAAGAUACCUCCUUUUCCACUCCAAUUAUAGUAGUUAUUCGAUACAUUCUGAUAAUAAUAAGUGUAGGUUAUCCUACAAUUGGUAUCCGAAUGUUAGUCUGACAUCGUAUGGGACGUCAGGUGGUCUGAUAUGCUUGUCUGAUUUAUGCUUGGAUUAUAGUAGCCAUAUAUAUCUCUGGAAUCCCGCCAUUCGGAUGUUAAAAGCUCUUCCACCUUCUUCAUUUUUUUCAAAUAUUUUUGUGCUAGAUUUUAAGGGCUAUGUCUAUAAACUGAGUUUAGCUUUUGGAUAUUCGCCCCAUGUGGACGAUUACAAAGUGGUGAAAGUUAUGAUUUAUUGCAUGGAAGAAUAUGCAAAGUGGUUGACAGUUGUUGAUGUUUAUAGUCUAAGAAGUAAUUCCUGGAAGAGAGUUGGUGGAGACCUUUCAUGCUGCAAGCUAAGCCGUCCGGUGUUUAUAAAUGGUGCUGCAUAUUGGGUGGCGAAGAAAUCUCAUGGCAAGAAAAUCAUUGUGUGCUUUGAUACUGAGAAUGAAAUUUUUCGGGAGAUUUUGUUACCACAGUAUGAUUGUUUGUAUAAACUAAAUUACUUUGUUCAAGAGUUUUGUGAAUCAUUAUGUGUUUUUGUUAACCACCGGCCUUUGGGAGUUGUUGACGUGUGGGUGAUGGAAGAAGCGGAUGUUUGGAAGAAGAAAACGAGUAUUAAUCUGGGAGGGAUUUACGGUUUGCCCAUGGGUUUUAGAAGCAAUGGUCAGAUGGUACUUAGGAUGUUAAAUGAAUUUGGAUAUGUUUCGUAUAAUCUGGAGAAAGAUAAGGCAGAACAAGUAUUGAAAUCACAGCGCUUACGUCAGUUUGGAUACAUUAAUACUACUAGCAAAGAUGUUGCAGAUAGUUUGGAUCAAAAGGUCUAUUUUGUGAAUCCCUUCAUGGAGAGCUUGCUUCUGCUUGAUGACAAACUCGGGUUUUAG